Symbiodinium pilosum is the source of this 1197-nucleotide messenger RNA. The record is from the annotation of a GenBank genome assembly. Lineage: Eukaryota; Dinophyceae; Suessiales; Symbiodiniaceae.
AUGCCACAGUCGAUGAGCAUGCUUCUGGCCCUUGGGGUUGUCCUGGCCACAAUGACCGCAUCAGCGCAGGAUGUUGAAUCACCUCGCCAGCUCCGCGGCAGUCAGUCCAUGCCUGACGUCGAUGACUUCAAUGAGACCGAAGACAAUGAGACCUCGGAGGAGGCGAAAGAGGAGACGCCCGCUCCGUCGCCAAGCCAAGUGCAGAUCUGGGUUCCCGACCCCUCGGAAGUUAGCAUUUACGAUGGACAGGAGGAAGAGGAGGAUCCUGCCCUGGAAGAAGCCAGGAAGGAGGAGGAGGCCAAGAAGCAGCUGGAGCGCGAGGAAGCAGAGGGUGGAACCUGUUGCUUCAGCGGUGAAAGCAGCCAAGACACAUGCGGCACUUGUUUUCCAAUGUCCAUCGCCUCUUACAAGAGCAAAUGCUCACGGAAGAGAUAUUGCCUGGGUGAAUGCAAGGGAACCUGGUGCGAGACAAAGUGCAUUUUGGGCGCAGCAAGCGACGAGAAUAAGUGUGGCACCGCGUAUCCUGAUGGAAUUGCAACAAGUGGGAGUUCCUGUGCAUCGUCCAGCCGUGGAUGUGCUUCUUGCAAUGGCGAGUGGUGCCGGGCGGGGUACGCCUCCAACUUCCACCUCGAAGAGGACGAUCACGGGCGUGAGACGCCCGUGUACGUGGCGCCAGAAGAGACUGACGGCAUUUGCUGCUAUCGUGGAAAGACAGGCGCAGACAACAUGUGCGGGGCCUGCACGGAUGUGGCGAAGGAUUCCACAUGCUCUGUGAAGAGUCACUGUGGUGGCUGCGGUGGCACCUGGUGUCCCCGACACGGGCCAAAGUGCGUCAAGGCCUUCAAGGACGCCAAGAAUCCAUGUCAUACGGCCUUCCCCAACUCAGGGAUUGCCUCUGCCGAUGAGUACUGCGCCUUGAACAAGAAGCAGUGUGACAGCUGCAACGGUGCUUGGUGUGCUGUUGGGAACAUCACCUACUCGGAUGGCACAAAGUACGACCCGAACCAGGCCUGGGCUCCCGAAAAUGAUCAGCGGCUGGAGGAGCAGGAUGAGGCAGAAAUCGAGCAGGCUCAUGAGGAAGUGAGCCACGAUGAUACCAUCGAAGACCUUUUCCCGGAAGGCUUAGCGGAUCAUGGCAUGCCGGGCAGCAUACCGGAAGAUGAAGAGGAAGACAAGCCCAUGGAUCUGUACCCGUAG